Messenger RNA from Aphanomyces invadans, 1283 nucleotides. RefSeq lists its product as hypothetical. The transcript is spliced from 2 exons. The record is from RefSeq and is a predicted model, not a curated record. The coding region runs from base 77 to 793 and encodes 238 amino acids. Gene Ontology annotation, biological process: protein depalmitoylation. Gene Ontology annotation, molecular function: carboxylic ester hydrolase activity; palmitoyl-(protein) hydrolase activity. NCBI's taxonomy places the organism in Eukaryota, Oomycota, Saprolegniomycetes, Saprolegniales, Verrucalvaceae. Gene Ontology annotation, cellular component: cytoplasm.
GUGGAAUCAUAAAAACGCCGCCAUCGGGUUGCACCGCCACGGCAGCACCAAUACCGCGUUCCGCGAGCGCAUCGGGAUGGGCAACUUCUGCGCCCCGACGCUGUGCAAUGACCUCACCAUUGCAGAGUGGCAGCAUGCAACUAUUGCGCCGUCGGCAAGACAUGUUGCAACUGUCAUCUGGCUCCAUGGACUUGGCGACUCGGGGCUGUCCUGGUACAAGUGCGUAAUCGAGGCCAAGCCUUUGCCACACGUCAAGUACAUCUUCCCGUCAGCUCCGUUCCGGUCCGUGACUCUAAAUGGUGGUAUGGCGAUGCCAGCUUGGUUUGACAUAUAUGGCCUUCGCCCCGAGGACAAAGAAGACGAGGCUGGAAUCAAUCGAUCGAGCGUCUUUCUCGCUCAAAUCAUUGCAAGAGAGAUCAAGCAGGGCAUUUCGCCCAACAACAUCGCGGUCGUUGGGUUCAGCCAAGGAGGGGCGUUGGCUGCCCAUACGUGCUUCCGAACGUUGACCUACCAGCUUGGAGCGGUUGUCCUCCUCAGCAGCUACGUCCCGCUGGCAACUUCGUUCGCCCCAAGCAAUAACAACACGCCAACACUCGUCUGCCACGGCGACCGAGACAUGUUGAUCCCUGCAAUGUACGCCCACAAAUCAGUUGAGCUCCUGAAGUCGCACCGGGUUCCCACCGAACUCAAGCUGUACAGAGGCCUCGCACACGCCUCCAAUACAAGCGAGAUGGCCGAUGUAUGCCAAUUUCUAGCCCGUCACCUCAACGUGUCUUUGCCGAGCCAUGUGUAGACCAUGUAUGCGACAGUGUAUAGAUGAUACCUGUAAUGACCAAGUCCUAUUUACUAGAUCAGCUAGGACAUCGGAAAACUACGCAAGUGUGAUGAAGGAGAACUUUGUCAGCACUUCCUCCCUACCGACAAUGGACUGUGAGGCGCAUUCCUACAGUGACCGCACAAGGGAUGCAGAGCAAUACGUUGGCGGCACCAACAUUUUCGAGACUUCGAUGUGAGCGAAUUCGACCGCAGGGAACCCCAUCCAUUCCUUCGCUUCCAGUCUACGUCGGUCCCAUGCCACCGAGCAAAGCCACCACCCAUCCAGAAAUUACACAGUUCGGUCUACGUGGGGUAGUUCCUGCGCGGCGAACGGCGUUAGGCACAGUGGUAACCUUGCAGUGCGAUUCGCGGUCGCUACAUGUGAAAUGGAUCAACUCCGAGCAUUGACGGCCGUGGCUUCAUUUGGUGAAAACACAAAGCCAUAACACGCUUAAACUAGUGCAACG